ACAUCUGUUAGCUUCAUAACAUCAAUACAACUUGUAGCUAGCGGCAGUGUCAAGGUGGUGAUCAAACAGAAUCCCCAGUUUCCGUCCCUCCUGCUGGAUCUGAGCGUCAGAAUUGGGAAGCAAAGUGAGGAGGCAGCUGCCGGUGGAGCAGCGAGCCUCGUGGACAACAUGUCAGAGAGUCCGGAGAAGAGCGCGUCGGUGUCGGCUCAGGAGCUGAAGGAGCAGGGCAACCGGCUGUUCCUCAGCCGCAAAUACCUGGAGGCUGCAGCCUGCUACAGCAAAGCCAUAAACCACAGUCCGUCCGUCCCGGCCUUCUACACCAACAGAGCUUUGUGCUACGUGAAGCUGCAGCAGUACGAUAAAGCUCUGACUGACUGCAGAAACGCCCUGGAGUUCGACAGCCAGUCGGUCAAAGCUCACUUCUUCAUGGGUCAGUGUCACCUGGAGAUGGAAAACUACGACGAGGCCAUCGGCAACCUGCAGAGAGCGUAUAACUUGGCCAAAGAGCAGCGGCUGAACUUCGGCGACGACAUUCCCAGCGCUCUGCGGAUGGCAAAGAAGAAACGCUGGAACAACAUGGAGGAGAGAAGGAUCAACCAGGAGAGCGAGCUGCACGCCUACCUCACCAAACUGAUCCUGGCUGAGAAAAAGAGAGAGCUGGAGGGCUGCAGACAGAGACAAGAGGACAAAUCGGACGACGGCAGAGUUCAACACAGUCUCAAUGAGAUCCACACAAAACAUGAUAAAUAUCUCUCAGACAUGGAGGAGCUUUUCUGUCAAGUAGACGAGAAGAGGAAGAAGCGUGAGAUUCCAGACUUCCUGUGUGGAAAAAUCAGCUUCGAGCUAAUGAGGGAGCCCUGCAUCACUCCGAGUGGAGUCACGUACGACCGAAAAGACAUCGAAGAGCAUCUGCAGAGAGUCGGCCAUUUUGACCCGGUGACGCGAACUCCACUGACCCAGGACCAGCUGAUCCCAAACCUGGCCAUGAAGGAGGUCAUCGAUGCUUUUAUUCUGGAGAACGGCUGGGUGGAAGACUACUGAGGACAAGUCAGUGUGUUCAGAGCUGAACGUGAAGUCAGACAGGCUUUUAUUCUACAACACCAAUGUUUCAUGAACUCAGUGUAGUUUAGGUUGCGUUAACGAAAAACACUUUUUCCUCUUGAAUCCGUUUAAAAUCAGACUGAUCACAGAUCUGUGAGUUCAUCCUCCAAGGAUCGACACACUACAAUCACACUGAAAAAUAAUCACAUUAAACCUGGAGCUGAACAUUUCAACUGUAAAUAAAGAUAAAUGUUGUGUUUGCUGGCAAACAGAAAGAGACGAAACUUUACACCUGGACAGUAGCUGGAAUCAGCAGGUGGAAGGACCAGUUUAUGUUUUAUAUGUUGAUCAGUAAAUUUAGAUUCUGUGCAGGUUUGUGGGGGGAAAAAAUGAAUUCUGACACUGUUACAGGUUUGAUUUCUGUCUAAGUUUCCAGACUUUGUGUCGCCAUCUUUUAUCAGCAUCAGACAAUAGUUCGUAAACUGAUAUUUAUCUCGGGUUGCUUGCUAAAUCGUGCACAAGUUUGCUGUUUUAAUGUUUGUUUCAAAUGUGUUAUUUACUCUCCAGCUUUAAAGUCUGAUGAUUUUCUGCGUUUGUUAAAAGAUUUUGCAGACGUUAGAAGGGAGCAGAUUUACCAGAAAAUACAUUUUUAGAUUCAGGCUUUAAAUCAUCUGCUGCUGUUUGAAAAUGUUCCGACACAAUAAACCUUCAUGUUUUCUACUCUUGA
This is a messenger RNA of Stegastes partitus (bicolor damselfish), 1768 nucleotides long. Its product is annotated as STIP1 homology and U box-containing protein 1-like. Gene Ontology annotation, biological process: proteasome-mediated ubiquitin-dependent protein catabolic process; protein quality control for misfolded or incompletely synthesized proteins; protein polyubiquitination. The transcript has 9 exons. Gene Ontology annotation, molecular function: protein-folding chaperone binding; ubiquitin protein ligase activity. Lineage: Eukaryota; Metazoa; Chordata; Actinopteri; Pomacentridae. Gene Ontology annotation, cellular component: cytoplasm; Z disc. The record is from RefSeq and is a predicted model, not a curated record. The coding region runs from base 169 to 1041 and encodes 290 amino acids.